Messenger RNA from Peronospora belbahrii, 3963 nucleotides. The record is from the annotation of a GenBank genome assembly. NCBI's taxonomy places the organism in Eukaryota, Oomycota, Peronosporomycetes, Peronosporales, Peronosporaceae.
AUGGAAAGUAGAUUAGAAGAUGAAGAUAAUAAUGUCUUGUUACUUCGUGAAGAAAUACGUAAGAAAUCACAAGAACUGAAACAUAUGCAGGAUGAAUUUGAUCAAUAUACACAGUCCAGUCAUGAACUAGAACAGGAACUAGAGCAAGAGCUUUCACGCAUGGAGAAACGAAAUAUUCAUUUGAUGAAUAAAAAUCAGUAUUUAGAACGGGAUUUACACCUUGCACGCAGUAAAUUGGAGGAAGCGUUGGACCAAACACACAAAUAUGAAGCAGAAUUACAAGCAACACGUAUUGAGCUUCAGACGGCUAUACAAGCUCGACGCAAGUUAGAGCAACAGGCUGAUGACUUGGAAACGCAAGUGCGUGUGCUUCAGGCUACUGAGUCGGAUCUGAGACACAAAAUGGAGCGAGAAUUGGAAGAAAAGGUGUUUUUACUAAGUGAUAAAGAAGAGCUAGAACACGAGCACGAAAUGGCCACGGAGCGCUUCCGAACGGAGAUAAUGGACCUCAAGUCGGAGUUAUUUGCUCUUCAGCAAAAAUAUGAGGAUACUACGACGGCGUCAGAAUCCCGUGGAUCGUUUUCAGGAAACGAUAGCAUGGCCACGACGCGUAGUCAGUCGGAAGAUGAUGACGAUGGAUACGACUCGAGCUACAACGAAAAGUCAGUGCGGCAUACAACGGUGCAUGAACGUGAUGAAAUCAGUCGUGAAGCACUGAUUGAGUCGCUGAAAGAGGAGAUUGAGGCUCUAUCGUCUAGUUUGCAGGAUGAGACGGAAACUCGCAUUGCGGUUGAAGCUCAGGUGCAGCAACUUCAUGAAAGUCUUGCCCAUAUGGAAGCCAUGGAGGCGGAAAUGACGGACAUGACAGACGAAUUGAUUGCAAAGUCUCAAGAAAUGCGUGGUCGCGACGAACAAAUUGAAGCGUUGCGGGAGUCGUUGUUGAAGCUUCAAUCUGAAAUGGCGACGCUCAAUGAUGGGGGCAUUGAGUUUGCAGAUGAGCGUGAAAACAUGCGGACUGAGCUAGAAAGUAAGGACAAGGAAAUCAACAGUAUUAAGGAAGAGCUGGACACCGUCAAGUUGCAGUAUGAUGACCUGGCUGAGAGUGAACGCCAACUAAAAUCUCGUCUUGCACAAGAAAGCGAAACUGUAGAUGAGUUAAAGGAACAGAUAGCGACUUAUACAAGAAGCCUGGAGGAAAGCAAGCAAGAGCGGAACGAGCUCGAGAGAAAGUUGCAGUUUGAUAAGGGUGAAUUAUCGCAGAAUCGCAGGGAAGUAGAAGAACUGAAAAGCCUGAUUUCAGAUCUUCAGAAACAGCUUGAUGACGCAAAUAAGAAGAUAUCGGAGUUAAAGCGUGCGUCAACCGUUUCUGGUGCGGCAUCUGUCUCGGAUGUGACCGAAUCAAGACGACUGAUGCGGGUAUCAGCUGACGUGCUGCAAGUAAACUUUACGCCCGAGCAGCUUGCGCGAAAGUAUCUUGCGGAACGAACCCGCAAUGCUUCGCUACUUUCACGUCUGCAGACUGUAUGUGGUAACAUCCAAGUGUUCUGUCGUGUACGGCCGAUCAUUAAUGAAGAGCUGGAGAGAUCUUGGGGUUCGAAGUUGGCAGUCAACGUCGUAAAUCAGUCAGAUUUGGCUGCCAUGGAUUUUCGGUCUGAUCGUUUGAUGCCUAGCGACUCAAAUGGGAAGACAACCAGCAACGAAAACAUGGAAACCUUAGCAAACAACAGCUCAUGGAAAGUGUUUACGUUUGAUCGAAUUCUGGGUCCUGAAGAGACACAAAAUGAUGUUUUCCGUGAAGUGGAGCCGAUUGCGCAGUCAGUUGUCGACGGGUUCAAGGCAUGCAUUUUUUGCUCAAUCCAGUUACGUGGGGCGAUUUAUGCUCCCAAUUCUGACACUUCUGAGAAUCAAGACGAUGAGAUGAACGGUUUGCACAAUGCAGCCGAAUCAUCAGUCUAUCACGUUCAAGUGGGCGUGUUGGAAAUCUACAAUGACUCAGUGCGUGACUUGAUUAACACGACAAACAAGGCACUGGAAAUUUGUCACGAUUCGGCAACUGGAGAUAUAUGUGUUCCUGAUCUGACUAUGUCGACUGUCUCUUCUCCUCAGCAAACAAUAGAUGUAUUACGGAUUGCGCAAACGAACCGUGUCACAGGUAAAACAAAUUCAAAUAUGCACAGUAGUCGAUCGCACAGUAUUGUAAUUGUGCAAAUCUCGAAGCGGCGGCUGGAACAUGAUGAUGCUGAUAAAGACUUCGCUGACUUGGAUGUCGAAGAUGAAGCAUGUGGAAAGCUGUAUCUUGUGGAUCUAGCCGGCUCGGAGCGAGUCAAGAAAAGCAAUAUGGCUCACAUUCCGUACCGCAACUCGAAGCUGACGCAUUUGCUGCAGGAUGUAUUAAACUCAUCGUGCAAGACAGUGAUGAUUGUUAACGUCGGUCCGACCAUUGAGAAUGCUAGCGAGACAUUUCGGUCGCUGCAGCUCGCAGAACGCGUGCGCAAUAUUGUGGUGGGCAGAAAUCAGAUUGUGAAGAACAAGAAGGAUAUUCUGUCAGCCAAGAAGGCAUUUGCAGAGCUCCAGUCGUUAAAACAGCAGAUGCAAAUCUCGAAGAGGAAGUAUAUGCAAUCACAACAGUCUGUUGUUGCUCUGAAACGCGACCAAAAGAAUCUGUCGGAGAAACAGUCUGCUAUGCUGCAGAACCGGCUUAGGGCAUGGGAGACGCAAAACGAGAGCCUGAAAACUCAAAACGAAUCCCUGAAACGACUUGUGGAAGAUGUAAGUAAUCAGCUUAAGGCUGAGCGAGAGACUAAACAACAUGAGGCAGAUCAACGGGAAGCUGCUCAACGCUCGCUUCGACAGCAAAACGCCAAGACGCGCAUUUCUUCAUCGCAGCAAGAGACACAGCAAAAACUGCUGCAUGAGCGCGAAGAUGAGAUCAAAAAACUACGACAAUUGUUAACAGAAGCCAGGCGACGAAGCACGUCGUCACUCAUUCCGCGGUUGCCGAUGUCGUCGCCACCGAUGAAGAAGUCGAAAAGUACCCGGUCUGCAAGCUCUUCCGGUACCCAGCAUGAUACCGAUAGCGUAUGCGCACACGUGCCUGGUGCUAGUUGCGUCACAAAAACGCACACGGUUGCUCGCAGGUCAGCAGGAUCACGUUUGACGCCUAGCAACACAUCAAGCAAUGAUACCAGCACAAAUGAGACUCCGCUAAUUAGCAAACGCACAAGUUCUCUGGGCUUUAAAUCAAUGCGGACAAUUUCCAAGACAAAUCAGGAGCGCAAGAGCAUUGUGAUCGAUCGUAGAUCACCGUCGGCCUUCAGUCGCAUCGCAGUUCGUCAAAGCGGCGCACCAUGUGUACUUUUGAAUCGUAUUGCAAAGACUUCGCCACCUACUCUCGGAAUUGUCAUACGCAUCUACUCACGCUUCAAUGGCAACAUAGAGCCCACGCCUUGCUUUAACGUGGAGCAGGAAUGUCCGUUAUUCGUGACGUGGGAGAUCGAGGAGCACGGUGGGACUCGCUUGCGCGGCUGCAUUGGAACGCUAGCACCCACGAGUCUGCGUAACCUGCGCGAUUUCACCCUCAAGAGCGCGCUGCGUGACAGCCGUUUUGCCCCCAUCGGGCCGCAGGAGCUGCAACGUCUACACUGCACUGUAUCGCUCCUCGUCGACUUUCAGGACGUUGAGAGCUAUGACGACUGGGAGAUUGGCGCGCACGGGAUCAUCAUCAAGUUCAGUGACUUGCGUGGAAACGAGUACAACGCCACGUACUUGCCGCAAGUUGCUCGUGAACAAGGCUGGACUCAUGUUGAGACAGUCACGUCACUUAUGAGAAAAGCAGGAUAUCGCCAUAGUAUCACCGAAGCGAUGCUGAAAACUGUCCGCGUCACACGCUACCGCAGCUCAAUCCACAAGCUUACGUACCAGCAGUAUCUUUCCAUCAGACAAGAGAUACUGAACAGUGCAUGA